AUGGAUGAGGCGCUAUAUAACGCUCAUUUCGGUCGUGGAGACAAUAACGAUGGAGAUGGAAUCUCCAUGACUCCGACCGGAUCGUCUAGAGGUGUUGCGAAUGAAGACCAGGAAAACGAUAAUACAAAGCAACCAUAUGUGAGAAAACCACCAUCCAGAACGGUGAUGAUCACACAAACGACAGUUCACUUUCUUUACACUGUUUUCAAUAUAUAUGUUUUUAUAAUACUUUGGUAUCUACUUGCUUAUAGUUAUCGUGAGCGAAAAAUUACAGGGCUCGGGGAAUUUGAUUCACAUUCGAGGAUGGUUGAUUGCGUCCCUGGUCUUAGAGAUUAUGUUCAGAACAUUACUAGUUUUUGCGGAGCUGAUUACUUUUAUCAACUUCUCAUGGCUGACAUAUCCAAAAUAGUUAGUCCGUAUUACCGCUUUCUAUUCCUAUACCAUGUUCUCUAUCUGAUUUAUACGUUGAUUGCGGGAAUUGCAAUAUGGUUUGGCGAUAGUGAUGCCGCAAGAGGUGCGAAAGAUGCAGCAGCACAAAAUAUUUAUUUGAGUGGAAUUGUUAUAUGGGGUUUUAUGGCGUUCAAACCGUUUGUUGUAAUUACAUUUGCCGUUUUCACAUGGAUAUUGUAA
This is a messenger RNA of Paraglomus occultum, 630 nucleotides long. NCBI's taxonomy places the organism in Eukaryota, Fungi, Glomeromycota, Glomeromycetes, Paraglomerales, Paraglomeraceae. The record is from the annotation of a GenBank genome assembly.